Messenger RNA from Medioppia subpectinata, 672 nucleotides. The record is from the annotation of a GenBank genome assembly. NCBI's taxonomy places the organism in Eukaryota, Metazoa, Arthropoda, Arachnida, Sarcoptiformes, Oppiidae.
CAUUGAUUGCAUUUUGAGAUCAAAUUCACUGAACUUUAAGCCAUUAAUCGCUUAAUCCGUUAAUCCAUCGCUUCUUUGAAUCCAAUCUUUCAUUCAUUCAAAGCUUUAACUGAAAUACAAAUGAAUUUUAUGACAGGAUUUAGGGAUAAAAUCCAUAAACUCUUUGAUAAGAAGAGUGAAGCAAAUGGUGACGACUUUGAAGACCACUCUCUGACUGUCGACAAUGGGAUGAAUGAGUUGUGCCAUGAGUUUGAAGAUUGUGUCGAUUUCAGAGACAAUGACAUCGAAGUGAACGCCAAUGGACUCAAUGGAAGCGAUGACGACAGCAGUGGCUCUUCAGAUGACAACCACUUCUUUAUGGCUAAUCAAAGAAUGGGUGAAGAGUUUGUUCGCAAACGAGAGGCCAAACGAAGCACUGAUUGGUAUGAAUUGCAAACAAUGGAAACGCAAUCCAAGUGUUCAUCGAGUGGUCAGUCAGUGAUGGCCUCAAAGGCGACGCCGAAGACGUCUUCUAAGUGUAAAGAAGUGAACCGUUUGUUAGAGAAAUGGGGCGAAAGUGUCGGCAUUUUUGAUACUCUGAGCGGCGCUCAGACGCGACUCAUUGGCUUAAGAUGUGAUAUAUUUGUCCCAAUUUUAUCAAUUCAAUGGUCACGUAUAGAGACAACGGUAUAA